UUGCUCGACCUGCCGCCGGCGCUCCCCGGCGAGCAGGACCUGCGGCGGCAUCUCGAGGAGAUCGUCGCCCGCAACCAGCCCUGCACCGGGACCUGGCUCAACUUUUGCGGCGCCGGCUGCGCGCAGCACUACGUGCCGGCGAUCGUGGACGAGAUCGUCCAUCGCGGCGAGCUCCUCACCGCCUACGGCGGCGGCACCUAUUCCGACCACGGCAAGAACCAGGCGCUCUUCGAGUUUCAGAGCCUGAUGGGCGAGCUGGUGGGGAUGGAGGUGGUCUCGACCCCCACCUACGACGCCGGUGCGGCGACCGGCAGCGCCGCGACGAUGGCCUGCCGCAUCACCGGCCGGCGCGGUGUCCUCGUGCCGGAGACCAUGAGCGCCGACCGGCGCUCGCAGCUGCAGGGCUUCACCAAGCCGUUCGCGACGGUCUCGGGCGAGACCGCCGCGGUGGUGAUCGAGAGCCCCGGCUAUCUCGGCCUCAUCGAGACCGAGGCGGCGACCAUCGCCGACAUCGCCCAUGACGCCGGCGCCAUUCUGAUCGCGGGCGUCGACCCGAUCUCCCUCGGCGUGCUGGCAACGCCUGCCGACUAUGGCGCCGACCUUGUCGUCGGCGAUCUGCAGCCGCUCGGCAUUCACAUGUAUGCCGGCGGCGGCAACGGCGGCUUCAUCGCGAGCCGGGACGAGGCGCGCUUCGUCGCGGAGUAUCCUUCCAUCCUCUUCAGCAUCGCGCCGGCGGCGGAGGGCGAGGGCUUCGGCUUCGCCUGGUCCACCAUGGAGCGCACUUCCUACGACACCCGCCACGAUGCCACCGACUACACCGGCACGACCCAGUGGAUCUGGGGCAUCGGGGCUGCGGUCUAUCUCUCGCUCAUGGGGCCCGAAGGCAUGGCCGAGCUCGGCCGCGGCAUCAUGCAGCGCGCCUGCUACGCGGCGGAGCGGAUCGCAGCGCUCCCCGGCGUCUCGGUGCCGCAUCUGGAGCAACCAUUCUUCAAGGAGUUCGUCGUCGAUUUCUCCGGCACCGGCACCACGGUCGCGGUCCAUCAAUGCGGCGCUGCGCGGCGCAGAGAUUCACGGCGGCAAGGAUUUGAGCGGCGAGUUCCCGGCGCUCGGACAGUCGGCCCUCUACUGCGUGACCGAGCUGCACGGAGCGGCCGAGAUCGAGAGACUGGUCUCUGCGCUCGGGGAGGCGAUCCGAUGAGCGAGCGCACGGGAAGCGGCUUCCACGCCGCACGCUGGGACGAGCCCCUGAUCGACGAGAUCGGCGGAGAAGGCGGGCGCGGCCUGCUGCCGCCGGCGGUGGACGACGCGAUCGUCGAGGCCGUUGGCGACGUCGUCGCAGCGCUGCCCGAGGGGGACCCGGAGACGCUGCAGGGCACGCUGGAGAUCCUCUACCGCUUCAACCGCAUGAUGUGCCAGGUCGCGGGCAUGGACGCGUUCACUUUCCAGCCGGCGAGCGGGGCGCAGGGCAUCUACACCAAUGCGUGCCUGAUCCGCGCCUAUCACGCCUCGCGCGGCGAGGGCGGGCAGCGCGACGAGAUCAUCACGCACCGCCUUCUCGCACCCGGCCGACGCGGCGACUCCGGCGGUGGCCGGAUUCAAGGUCAUCACCCUCAUGCCAGGCGAGAUGGGCUUCGCCGAGUGGACGCGCUCAAGGCCGCGGUGUCGGAGCGCACCGCCGGCCUGAUGCUGACGAACCCCGAGGACACCGGGCUGUACAACCCGAACAUCCGCGAGUUCGUGGACAUCGUGCACGAGGCCGGCGGGCUUUGCGCCUACGACCAGGCCAACGGCAACCCGCUGCUGGGCAUUGUCCGCGCCGGCGAUACCGGCUUCGACAUGUGCCAGUUCAACCUGCACAAGACCUUCUCCGCGCCCCACGGGGCCAUCGGCUUGGGCUGCGCUGCGCGCUACGGCCUCGACCACGAUCCGGGGGAGGGGAUCGAGAAGAUCCGCGCCUUCAUCGGCAACGUGCACGCGGUGCUGAAGGCCUAUGCCUGGGUGCGCAGCCUCGGCGCCGAGGGCCUGCGCGCCGUCGCCGAGACCUCGGUGCUCAACAACAACUACAUGCUGCACCGCAUCAGGCAGAUCGAGGGCACGUCGAUCCCCUGGCCCAAGAACACCUAUCCCAAGCUGGAACAGGUCCGCUACAGCUGGGAGCCGCUCUAUGAAGAGACAGGCGUCGCCAGCCACGAUGUGAUGAACCGCAUGGUCGAUUUCGGCGUGCAGCACUACAUGGAGAGCCAUUUGCCGAUGCUGGUGCCGCAGCCCUUCACCCUGGAGCCGGGCGAAUCCCUCACCAUCGAGGAGAUGGACCAUGUGAUUGAUGCGCUGCGCCGGAUCGCCGAGGAGGCCCGCACCGCGCCGGAGCAUGUGAAGGCGGCUCCCCACUGCGCCGCUACCCAGGCCGUCGACGGCGACGUGGCAGAAGAUCCCGACUGCUGGGCCUUCACGGGGCGUGCCUAUCGGCGCAAGCGGGGGAAUUGGGCCAACGUCAAGCGCGGCCUGGGCGAUCACGGGGGCGGCGGUUACGGCUGA
Messenger RNA from Geodia barretti, 2535 nucleotides. Lineage: Eukaryota; Metazoa; Porifera; Demospongiae; Tetractinellida; Geodiidae. The record is from the annotation of a GenBank genome assembly.